UUGACCCCCUCCGCCGCCCCUUUGAUGUGCCGCCACGGAUGUAAACAAAGCAGCGUCUUCCAAAUGAGUACUUUUUUGUAUUGACCGGUGGUUUACCGAGUGUGUGAUGACCUGACGCAAACAGUCAUGAGGACUUCAGCUCCUCCCAGCAUGUGCAGCGGCCGCUCCACUGCCGCCCUGCUCACUACCCUGCUCCCACUGGUUGUCUCCUUACUGGUGUGGGCCUCACAGUCCCAAGCACAGGAAAGCAGGGUUGACACAGUUACCAGGAACAGCAGCAGCAGUAAUGUCGGUGCCAUGCAUAACAGUGCAGAGGAUACAGAUGCCAGUCACACCGACACUAAACCUGUGAUCUAUGUAAAUAACCCGCAGCUCUUGAGGGAGAUACAAGAACAGAGUUUCCUCCACCACACGUUCAGGUUAUCAGCAGGGGGAGUACCAAGCAGAGAGGAGGCUGGAGUGCUGGAAGGGGAAGUCCCUCUCCUGGAACGUUCAGCUGCCUUGGGCUCACGGCUCAGGCACCUGGCUAACAACGAGCUGGGAGUCACUCACAUGCAGGCAACUUUUGAUGAGUUGCCAUACUCAAUGCUGGAGAGGAAGGAAGAGGAAACAGUGAAGGAGAUGGUGCAGUCACUGGAAAGAAAGUUUUCUUUGUACUCAAGAUUGUUGACUGAGAUGUGUGAGAUGCUGGAGGCACAGUACCCCGUAGAUGGGCCCAGGCAGGGGAGGGACGCCCAGGACUACCGCCCUUGCUGCCUCAUCCCUGACAACUACCUUGAGUACAAGAGUCAUUUUGGCACCAGAGUGAAUGAGGAGCUUUGGUGUGACACAGGCUUUGGCUCAGGGGACCACUCGCUGCCAGAAAACUUUCUUGCCACACCCUACAACUUGACGGAGAUGUUUUCACUUAACUUGAGAAGGUACCCAACCAUCAAGUGGCAGUACUUCAUGUCUGCUGAUGGCCUCCACACAGAGUAUCCUGCUCACAGGCCAGGCACAAGUAUCGGCUCAGACUGUGGACAGUCCUCCAGACAUCGACAUAUUUAUGAGGCAUCAGUGCGGCCUCGUGGCAGGAACAUUGUGUUGCUCUAUGACCUGGGAGAAACUCUCACCCCGAGGCUUCUCAUCACAGCCAAAGCUAUAGGUCAUCAGGUUGUAUCAACCCUGACGCUUGAAGACAACAUAGCAGUGGUGGGCGUGGCGAGCAGCGUGGCGCGCCCUGCAGCAGCCUGUAUGAGAUCAGCCAUGACGCCGGCCACCCAUGAUGUCAAGCAAACAGCCAGGCACUUCAUUGAUUACAUGGAGAUACAAAAUGAGCCAACCAACCACACCCUAGGCUUGUUGACAGCCCUUGAUGUCAUCAGUCAGUCAUCCCCAAGCCCCUCCCAGACCAACACCUCGGCCCUGCUACUGUAUGUGAGCCGUGGGGUGGUGGCCUCCAAGCACCAGGUCCACACACUCAUGGCAUCACUGGCAACCAAGCUGGAAAUAAUCAAAACUAGAAUUGUCAUAAGCACAUAUGGUUUGGGUCUACUCAAGCAUGAAUUCUCCUUAGAGAUGGAGUUCUUAACAGCACUUACUAAGCAAGACUUUAAGCUGUACAACAUAAAAUACAGCAAGGCAUCAGAGAAGGGCAAGUUUGUGGGUCUGGACUCAACCCUGAGUGUGUCGCCGUUCAUCCAUAACAUGUAUGACGUGGUGGAGGAGCCGCCUCUGCCUCAGGAGGGCAGCCUUCGAGACCUUGUGAUAUCCGAGCCCUACUGGGAUGACGAUGGCAGAGAGACUGUGGUGUCACUGACAAAGGUUGUCCGUACGGAAGAAAGGAAACUCAUCGGACUCAUCGGCAUAGAUCUCCCUCUAGCCAACUUACUGGAGGACGUGACUCACUUCACCUCACCUGCCCACUCUUAUGCCUUUGUCAUGGAUGCUCAGGGUAGUGUCCUGGGGCAUCCCAAGCUAGGUCGGCCAGAGAGCUGGACGCUGCCUCUUGUGCCCACAGACAUCACCCUCCUGGAGCAAACACCGGGACUCAGCAGCAUCAGGGACGAGUUCUUCAGCACACAGUCCGGGCACACCUUCCUCCACGGUGCUUCUCACAACGAAAACCAAAUGGAUAAGUUGCACUACUGGUGGCAUAGGUCAGAGGCCAAUGGCUGGGUGAUGGUUGUGACCUGGCAUGACUCAGGAGUGCCGCGGCGUCGGCUGAGUCGCAGUGUGCGGCCUCUGCCUCCCACUGCACUCUUUCAUCGCCUUGACCUUCUCUCGCCCAGUGAAGCACGUGUGUGUCGGCACUUCAACCAGAUGGCUACGCUGGAUGGCAGCACACUCUUCCUCUCUGUGGGCUCGUACAUCUCCCCAUUGAGUCAGCUGGCCAGUGGUGUUGAGAGUCUGGGUGCCGUGCAGAGCAUCACUGCUUACCUAAGUGACAACACUCAGCUCAUAGCCAACCCGGGUCUGAGGCUGGGGGUGCGAACGGAUGCCACUGCACUCUAUCAGAUCUCAGACUUCUGGAAAAAGCAGCAUGAAAAUAGUGACCUCAGCAAAUACAUUAUUAGAAGAUAUGCUGCGGCUUCCUCUGGUGUGGCCCUGAUGUUCCCCGGCACCCUCCUGGACCGCAGCUUUGACCCUCGCUCUCAGUCCUGGUACCUGAAUGCCUUGUCCAGCCCUGGGAAGGUGGUGGUGUCCCCGCCAUACCUGGACCCAGGCGGCGCUGGCUACAUCGUGACUGUCUCCCACACAGUGUAUCAGGGGCAGUCAGCAGCCAUGCACUCAUCUGCUGACCCAGUGGCUGCUGUUCUUGCUGCUGACUUCACCUUGGGAUACUUCUACAAGUUAUUACUGGAUCUUGAGCCUGCUUGUGGUGGUCAUGGGGUCUUAGAGGAAGAGAGGAAAGUUCGAUGUUUCCUGGUGAACACUGAAGGCUACCUGGUGGCUCAUCCAUCUCUGCUGAAGCCAACACGCUCCUUGGGUCCCUCAGUCAACAUUCCUCCACACAUCACCCAUCAGGAGCCAGUGUUGUCCAUGGAACUACUGGCGCGGGAGGAAGGCUGGCUGACCAAGGCAUCGUGUGGUCGGUGGUGGCACGGUGCCAGUGAGCGCCACUACUUCCUUCAUCCUCCAGCCAGCCAGGUGGUUUCCUCACCCUCGGCAGAGACCAAUCAGGGGGAUGCAAAUUCAUGCCUGCAGUAUGCUUUGGCAUCUGUGCCAUCCACCAACCUCAUCCUCACCAUAAUCAACCAGACAUGUACUCCAUCAGUUGCCUUUUGUCCAUGCAGCAUGGAUGACAGGCUGUGCCUCAACUGUCAGCUGGUGGAGGCUGGCGCUUGUGAGUGUCCCUGUGAGUGUCCACUGUCCUCACAUCCUUGUGAGGACACUGCAGAAGAAAGUAAGAGCCCCCCGUGGCCCUCAGACACCUCAUCCUCAAGUAAUAACACAAAGGAUUCAGCCAAUCAUGUAUGGCAGACUUACUUUGACAAAAGCAACAGUCAGCCAGUGCCUCAGGUGCUGAAGCUGACCACACAGCCCCCAGACCUGGCCCCCACCUGCCACAGAAUCCCAGAGCCACCUGUGUCCCUCCAGUACUCCAUAGGCUUAUUGGCUCACCUGGACUCCUGUGUUGAGGUGUCCUGUUCCCUCCAUGCUACUUCUAUGUCGUGUUUGGGUGUGAUAGGCUGUGAAUGGUGCUACCUGAACGGUGAUGGGUCUUCUCCCCUCAGUCAUCCUCACUGCUCAGAAACACACAAUUGCUAUGGGGGUGUUCUUGGAGGCCCCUCACCCUACCCUCAUGGACUAGCAACCCUCCCACACUCAGACAACAACCAUGGAGAUUCUGGUAACCCCAUUGGACCAGUUGCUGGAGGAGUGAUGGCAGUGUUCCUUGUGGUGGCCGUGGCUGUGUACUGCUACCGACAGCACGUUGGCAGCACCAACCACUCCCUCUACACCCCGGCCAGCCUCCAGCCACGCCCCAGCAUCUACCAGUCCCAGCCCGCUCAUGAUAUAGACACAGGAGAUGAUGAUCUAUUGGAUGUAUGUGGUGUUGGUGUUGGGGCUGCUGCAGCUGUCAGUCCUUACCGCAUGAACCCAGGCUACCAGCGGCCCCCAGGCGUGGCUGACUCCAGUGACCAAGGCUACUCCACCAUGACACCUCACGAUGACUCCGAGAACCUUAACUACACAGACCUGGGAGGCUUGGUGGGUCUGCCUGUGAGUCGCACUCUGGAUGAUGGCCCCUCCACUUCAGGGUGGUCCCCACCUCCCUCCCCAAGACACCAGGAGAGGAGAGGCAGCCUCCUGGAGCCCUCCCACACACUGCUGCCUCCAGCCAAGCGAAGUGGUCCCAACAUUAUUCAGGUACCUGUCACUGUGCACAUGGUUGAUAGCGUGUGAGUCAGUCACUUGUAUGGUGUGUCAUGGUUUAGGUGUAUUUUUUAUUAUGUUAUGUGGAAGAAGCCUUUAAGGCAUAAAGGUAUUGCUCAUCCUGAGUUCUUUGCAUUUCAAAACAGUUUUUAGUGGUGGAAGCCAAGUCAAAUUUCAUUACAUAGUAAGAUUCCUUCAAUUAAGUUCAAUGAUUUUUAUUACCUGUCUUUGGGAAAAACAGUAUUACAGACAAUUGUUUAUUCUUAUUUCUGUACGAUGUGGGUUUGAUGCCCAUUAAGCUAGAAAAUGCAUGACUAUUGCUGUUGUGCCAGCAUAUUCCUCUUAGUGCUAACAUAAGUGUGUAUAAAGGUCUCCUCCAACAUUUUAAUAUACCACAAAAAGGUUAAUGAUAUAAUUCUACUCUUAAGGCAUGAAUAUUCUAGUUGUAAUUUAUAUGCAAUAUUAUUAAUUGUGAUCAUAAGUCCAUUGUGGUAGGUCAAGUAAUCUAGUCUAAAUGCAGCUAAUGAAGAGUUGAGCUUUGGGGUCUUAUGAGUGAAGCAAGCCAGAGCACCAAAGAUGAGUUUCACAAAUACACUGGACAGCACAACUCAGGAAUCCCAUAAGGGAAGGGAAGCAUUACAUCAAACACAAAUGCAUUGUUCCUAAGUUAGUUUUUAGAGCAACAUCAACAUUCACUGCAAAUUCAGGUUUUGGUGAACUUGAUACUUGAUGGCAGAAUAGCACAUGAGGUUUUGUGCAUGUUGUCGGGGAUAUGAGUGCCAGUGUGUGAGGCUUUGAUAGUUUGUAUAUAUUUUUUUAUGAACUCUGGAGUGGCUAAAUUUGAUGCUGUAACAAAUGAAUUUGUGAAUGAAGGGUAUUGUGCUGUUAGGACUGAACAUGGUUAUGAAGUUUUGCUUGAUGAGGAGACAUUAAAGUGAUCCAUAUUACUGUUAUAAGAAAGUUCUCCAUGAGUAUUCGAGGCCCAAUUGAAUGUUAGAUUUUCUUUAAAACUGUCUCAUCUUGUGUGUGCCAUAAAGUCAUGGAAGCGGCAAGUUUGUAUGAGAGGCCUUAGCUAAGUUAAAGUGCUUACUAUGCAACGUGUAAAUGAGGUGAAUAAUGAUAAUAUUAUCAGAAUUUCAUACACAAAUUCUUGUGAAUAUUUUUUUAAUGGAUUUAUAUCUCAAAUUUUAUCUAAGAACAGAAACCUGCAUCAAAAGACCAGAAAUUUUUCCUUCCAGUAAGUAGGACAAAAUUCCUAUCCUUGAAAAUAAUAAACUCCUUACUUCAUGAAGUAACCCAAAGGUCUGUCAGUUAAGUGAUAUUUAUUUCUUGAUUUUGUGGUGCACAUUUCGUGUCCAGGAGGUUUGGUCAUAUCCAGUCCACACCCUAGAUCAAAACUAUUGUGCAGAAUGGCAAAGCUUCACCACCAUUCAAUUUACAGAUAUUGGUGAUUUUCCAGAUACUUCCUCAUGAACAGUUGUUUGGAACAACGGAUUUCAAUAAUACUAAAGUAGAAAAGGGGAGUUUACUGUAAAUACAAAUUCUCAGAAAUGGUUAAUGACAAAGUGUUUUCUUGCUGGUAAUGAUGCAUUCAAAACUAACACUGCCUCUAAGUGAUUGAACAUAAAUAAGAUAUUCUUCUAUCUUGUGUGAGUGGAUCAGCCUCAUCUUUAAUUAUUAUUUUGCAGUUAGCUUCCUCCAGUGUCCAGGGAACAGAAAGGGAUGUCUCAAUGAUCUUUUCUAGAAUCACAAGUAUGUAUACGCAGGCAGUGAGGUGUUGGUGAUGGUGUAUUGAUUAGUACAUAACUACUGUGAAAAUUAAUUGAAGUGAAUGUUGAUGAAAAUAUUGAACUGAAAUUCUUCUGGUUAGGUAACUGUUUUGUGCCAGACUGAUGUGUCAGCUGGCAACAGGGAUUUUUAUAGAAUGAAGGCUUACAGGAUUGCACAUUUAACCCUUGUAUAAACUUUUAAAGAAAAUCGCUACACAGAUGUGAACAAGACAAUAAUAAGACUGGCCUGCACGGGGAGAGGUAUUGUCUUAAUUUUAGUAGGAGACUUACCAAUAUGUAUAGAUAGAUUUUUUUAAUUUGUUUGUCUCUGAAGUUCAUUCGGUAAAAAAGAUAGUCCAUGGUGUGUCAAAUUUUGAUCCAAUGAACUGGACAGUCCUGAUGAGUUUUCACCUAGCUCAGUGGUACUGGCCUGUCCCAAGACAAUAAAGUGUAUCAUCAAAAGUGUCAAUGAACAUGAUGUAAAGAUGACCGGUGCAAGUCUGCUUCUCCUAAAUACAUUUUUAUAUUGUGAAAGGGUUGCAUUUUUAUGAAGGGACUCACGCUGCAUGUAUAUAUUAUUUUCUGAAAUGUUAAUAACCGGAUUUUUUUGAUAUUUUGAGUUAUUUUUGUAAAACUGGAAAUUGUUUUUAUUAAUGAAGAUUUAAAAGUAAGUUACUAAAUGUUUUAUAUUGUUUUUAGUUGUUACAUAUAUAUUUAUUGAAAAGCAACCAUAGCUGAUUAGUCAGUCCAUCCAGCCAUUCCUCAGUGAAGGGUGCACCAAGUUUCUCCAAGUGCAUAUGAAAGACCAAGGCUGCACAAUUUGCAGCCCAGGAGUAUUUCAUUUGUAGCC
This is a messenger RNA of Eriocheir sinensis (Chinese mitten crab), 6978 nucleotides long. Its product is annotated as VWFA and cache domain-containing protein 1-like. Bases 127 to 4389 code for a protein of 1420 amino acids. The record is from RefSeq and is a predicted model, not a curated record. Gene Ontology annotation, cellular component: voltage-gated calcium channel complex. Lineage: Eukaryota; Metazoa; Arthropoda; Malacostraca; Decapoda; Varunidae. The transcript is spliced from 23 exons. Gene Ontology annotation, molecular function: voltage-gated calcium channel activity.